Melopsittacus undulatus (budgerigar) is the source of this 1005-nucleotide messenger RNA. RefSeq names its product complement factor D. NCBI's taxonomy places the organism in Eukaryota, Metazoa, Chordata, Aves, Psittaciformes, Psittaculidae. Gene Ontology annotation, biological process: proteolysis. The transcript has 5 exons. Bases 61 to 840 code for a protein of 259 amino acids. Gene Ontology annotation, molecular function: serine-type endopeptidase activity. The record is from RefSeq and is a predicted model, not a curated record.
CGGCAAAGCUGAGCUGCGGCCGCCCCACAGCACCCAGCACCCCGGGCCCCCACGGCAGCCAUGGGGCUGAGUCCUGCACCCGUCCUUGUCCUCACUCUGCUGCUGGGGGGCACGGUGAACGGGCAGCCCCGGGGCCGGAUCUUGGGGGGCUACGAGGCCAAGCCCCACCUGAGGCCGUACAUGGCCUCGCUGCAGCUGGAUGGGCAGCACAUCUGUGGGGGCUUCCUCAUCGCCAAGCAGUGGGUGCUGAGCGCUGCCCACUGCACUGAGGAGACGGAUGGCAAAAUAUUCCAGGUCCUCCUGGGCGCCCACUCGCUCACGGAGCCGGAGCCCCAUAAGCGCCUGUACCGGGUUCGUGCCCAGAUCCCCCACCCCGGCAGCAACAUCCACAACAACAAGGAUGAUCUCCUCCUGCUGCAGCUGGAGGAGGAAGCGGAGCUGAACGCGCACGUGCAGGUGCUGCCGGUGCAGCGGGAGGACCGGGACGUGGCUCCCGACACCGUGUGCGAGGUGGCAGGUUGGGGCACCAUCAACCACAGCGGCCGCCGGCCCGACAAGCUCUACCAGCUGGAGCGACCGGUGCUGAGCCGCGACGUCUGCAACCACCGCACCCGCCAUGACCACACCAUCACCGAGAAGAUGAUGUGCACCGAUUCCCGCAGGAAGGACACCUGCAAGGGUGACUCCGGUGGCCCCUUGGUCUGCAAUGGGGUGGCCGAGGGGGUGGUCACGGCCGGGUCCCGCGUCUGCGGCAACUACAAGAAGCCGGCGAUUUACACCCGCAUCGCACCCUACACUGCCUGGAUUGACGGUGUCAUCGCAGCCGGGGCCGCUCCCUGAGCCCACACCAGGACCCGGCCCCGUGCCAUGGCCAUGGCACCCACCAGCACCCACACCGAGCACCGGAUGCUGCCACCACUGCCCGGGUCGCACUGGGGGCUCAGACCUCCCCACUCCCCAGGCUUUGCUGAAUGUGCCCUGCUGCAAUAAAGUGAUUCCUGCAGA